Molecule: messenger RNA, 1275 nt
Organism: Colletotrichum orchidophilum
Lineage: Eukaryota; Fungi; Ascomycota; Sordariomycetes; Glomerellales; Glomerellaceae
Product: dihydrouridine synthase
Exons: 2
Coding region: 1-1275 (424 amino acids)
Biological process (GO): tRNA dihydrouridine synthesis
Cellular component (GO): cytoplasm
Molecular function (GO): flavin adenine dinucleotide binding; tRNA dihydrouridine synthase activity
Source: RefSeq, a predicted model, not a curated record
AUGUCACUUCGCACACUGAUCAAGACUAUGGGCUCAGAAAUCAAGAAAGUACCCAUCCCCCGCCGAGGGGCUGACUAUAGGGGCAAGCUUGUUCUUGCGCCGAUGGUCCGCUCUGGCGAACUUCCUUCCCGCCUCCUGGCCUUGCACUAUGGCGCAGACCUGGUAUGGGGCCCCGAAACCGUCGAUAAAGCCAUGAUCGGCACAACGCGCAGAGUGAACCCCGUUACCAACACAAUCGAUUGGACCAAGAUCCCCUCGUUCGGUCAUAAGAACCCUCCAAAGCACAUGCCCGAGGCCAUGAUCUUUAGCACACAUCCGGAGAAGGAGGCGGGAAAGCUCAUCUUUCAAAUCGGAACGGCAGAUCCGGACUUGGCAGUGCAGGCGGCCAGACUAGUAGCAGGUGAUGUUGCCGGCAUCGACGUCAAUGCAGGCUGCCCAAAGCCGUUCAGCCUCAGCGGUGGGAUGGGCGCGGCUCUUUUGAAGACCCCGGACAAGCUUUGCGCGAUUCUGGAGGCUCUGGUGGCGAACAUUAUGCCAGAAUUCGAGAUUGGCAUUAGCGUCAAGAUCCGCCUCUUGGAUACGCCGGAGCAGACUGAGGCCCUUGUGCGCAAGCUCUGCGCCACGGGCAUCACCGGCCUCACGAUUCACUGCCGAACGACUCCCAUGCGUCCGAGAGAGCGCGCCAUCCGCGAGCAGCUUCGUAUGGUCGCGGAAGUGUGCCAUGAAGCGGGCGUCGCCUGCAUCAUGAACGGUGACGUUGAGAGCCGAGACCAAGCGGUUGACCUGAUCAAAGAGUACGGAGUUGACGGUGCGAUGAUUGCCACUGCUGCUGAGACGAACUCUAGCUGCUUCAGGACAGCAGCAGACGGAGGCUUGGCUCAGUGGGAGGAGGUAGCGGCGGCAUACGUCAAGUACGCGCUGGAAGUCGACAACAAGUACGGCAACACAAAAUAUUUGCUUUGCCAGAUCGUCCCGGGCAAGAGUGCGACAUAUCAGAAGAUGAAUCAGUGCAAAAGUUACACUCAAAUCUGCCGCGCCCUCGGGCUCGACGAACUCAUCGAGCUUGCCCAGCAGACUGACCUGAACAAGGGCGUCGAUCCGGAAAAGGGGCCGGGGAAGGGCGGCAAGAAGCCCAAUUCAACCGCCAUGGCGGCUGGAGGUAUGAUGAGCGAAAGCCGGGCUAUUCAGGGACCUAAAAACAAGUCUCAAAGGGGUGUCAACAUUCCCAAGGCAACGCAGCCAACGCGGCCGUCUCCUGCUGCUUUGCAAACCUGA